UGACCGUCCUGAAGGAGCUCCCUCGCCCCAGGACUCCCUCGCUCGCUCUUCACCUCCCCUCAAGUCGUUCUCUCGCUCUCGGCUCAGAGUCAGGAGGAGAUUUUUCUCUCUCUUUUUUUUUCUUCUUGUUGUAUUUUGCAGCUGAGACGAUCGAGGACAGUUGGACAUGAGGGCAGAUUCUCCACGAGGAGGCAUGAGCCCCACGUGCCUGUGGGCGGCUGCUCUGCUGCUGUCAAUCAUCUCUCUGGUCACCGGCGCCGGGUCACCGAGUUCAGGAAGCUCGAACUUAAGAGGCAGCUCGAAAUCCAAAGCGAAGACGUACUGGAGCGAAAGCAGCAAGGCCGUCUCCAUCAGCCGCCUGCUCUCCCAGACGCUCUACGACAAGGAGAACUUCACCUCCCUGGACCUGAACUACGGGGACUCCUUCUCCAAACAGGAGCAGUGGAACUGGCUCGACAACGCCUCGAACCCCCGGGACCCUCGAUCCAGGACGAAGAGGAGGCCCAUCGUCAAGACCGGCAAGUUCAAGAAGAUGUUCGGCUGGGGCGACUUCCACUCCAACAUCAAGACGGUGAAGCUCAACCUGCUCAUCACCGGCAAGAUCGUGGAUCACGGCAACGGGACGUUCAGCGUCUACUUCCGCCACAACUCCACCGGUCUGGGCAACGUCUCCGUGGGACUGGUUCCUCCCACCAGAGCUGUGGAGUUCCAGGUGCAGCAGCAUCAGCAGUACCAGCAGAACCACAACCAGCAGAACCACAACCAGCAGAACCACAACCAGCAGAACCACAACCAGCAGCAGCAGCAGCAGCAGCAGACGGCCCUGGAGACCAAGCUGUUCAACUGCCGGGUGGAGUACGAGAAGGUGGAGAAGGGCACCAGGAACUCGCUGUGCGCCCACGACCCCUCGCAGAGCUGCCCUCAGGAGCAGACCCAGAGCCACGUGUCCUGGCUGUGCUCCAAGCCCUUCAAGGUCAUCUGCAUCUUCAUCAACUUCUACAGCACCGACUACAAGCUGGUGCAGAAGGUGUGUCCGGACUACAACUACCACAGCGACACCCCCUACCUCCCCACCGGCUGAUGGUGUGAGCGGAGGAGGAGAAGACCCCCCCCCCCCUCCCCCCCGUAGAGACAGGCGGUCAGAUUAUUUGAACAGAAGUGGAGUCGGGACUCUUCCAAGUUGAAGCGUUGACAGGUUUGAUUACAGCUAACACGUCCUCGUCUGAGACUGAUCCAGCUCCAGUGACCACACCUGCCCCGGGGUCACGGUGGGAGACUUCACAGACUCACAACACUCAACACUACACACACACACACAGCUGCUUAUACAUCGAAAGGAAAUUCUCAAGCCAACCUGUAAAAAAUAUGCUGAUUGUCUUUAUGUAAAUAUAUCGUGGAUUCCACACAAAGACCUGAGAACAGUUUUAUUAAUGUUUUCUCCUGCUCCUCUCUGUGUUUAUUACGUUGAUGGUGUGUUUCCCGUCUCAAUCGUGCUUCUCCGUCUUUUCCAAUCAGUCUCUGGUAAUCACUGCAAACACGUAAAUGUCAAUGCAAAUACGAAGAAUCUGUCAGUAUGCAUUAGAGGGCGUAAUGGAAAAAAGCAAACAUUUCUGGAGUGGUGUUGUUCUCUGCCCGGUGAUUGUUAGAGUGAAUAUACCUCUCUGGUGUUGUUGUUGGAGUCGUCCACGUACGUGCAUGAUCAGAAUGUGGUAAACAGCUGAGAGACAAUCCAUCUGUCACAAACAAACCUUCAUCGAGCCUCAGACGUCACCGGAGAACAAGAACAAGACAACAACAAAAAAGAGAAAAGAGAGAGAGAGACUUCUGUUUUAAUUCUGUGUUAUGUGUCAACGCUCGUGAGGCCGAGGGAGGAGCCGAGUUAAUGAAACCAGCGGAGGGUUCCAGUCCAACACGAGCAAGAAAAUAAAGAUUUAAAAGAUACAGACGAUCAUUUCUCUGCACUGCAUUUAAAAAACAAACAAUCUAAUUCUGUUGUUUUCUCCAUCCUGCUUAGAUUUAGACAUUUAGUCUCUCAUUUUUGUGAAUUUACAGUUCAAGACAGUUUUGGGUGCAGUUCAAUCACACGACUGAAUGUUAUUAUAGCUCAUUCCCAUCAUGAGAAGAUAAUUUAUAAAAUCAAACAUGACUCUGCUCUAAUUCCACAGUUUUCUCAUUCCUGAUUUUUUUAUUUUAAACAUUUUGAUUCCU
Messenger RNA from Platichthys flesus (European flounder), 2208 nucleotides. Its product is annotated as neurexophilin-1. The record is from RefSeq and is a predicted model, not a curated record. The transcript has 2 exons. Bases 167 to 1081 code for a protein of 304 amino acids. Lineage: Eukaryota; Metazoa; Chordata; Actinopteri; Pleuronectiformes; Pleuronectidae. Gene Ontology annotation, molecular function: signaling receptor binding.